Molecule: messenger RNA, 311 nt
Organism: Soboliphyme baturini
Lineage: Eukaryota; Metazoa; Nematoda; Enoplea; Dioctophymatida; Soboliphymatidae
Source: the annotation of a GenBank genome assembly
AUGGCUGACAGUGGAAGCUUUGACAUGUGUCAGUGUAUUUGCAGUCGAGAGGCCGCGAUUCGUCGUUUACUGAUACUGCUUCGACAGUCGCAAAACUACUGUACUGAUACGGAGUGUAGUAAUGGAGUUGACCUACCUUCAACUAGUGGCGAAGCCAAAAAUGUCACCAUGAUCGUCAUCAUGUUAUGGCUAGCGCUUGCAAUAGUCCUGUACUUGCUGCGUCCUCCGUCGCUUCGUCGUUCAAACGUUGGUGACAUGAAAACGGAAAGCAACAACAAUCACGUACGGAAUCAACAAUCAGAUCGAUAAUG